Molecule: messenger RNA, 2320 nt
Organism: Fragaria vesca subsp. vesca
Lineage: Eukaryota; Viridiplantae; Streptophyta; Magnoliopsida; Rosales; Rosaceae
Exons: 5
Coding region: 309-2078 (589 amino acids)
Biological process (GO): protein ubiquitination
Molecular function (GO): ubiquitin protein ligase activity
Source: RefSeq, a predicted model, not a curated record
GGAAGCAGUGGGGAAACCAUUUACUUCUUUCUGCUUCCUCCAAAACAAAGGAAAAGCCAGUCUUUAUCAUAUUUAUAUGUAAUUGUUUCCUCUGAUAUUAUCUUUUUCACUGUCUUGUGUUGAAUCUUGGACCCUCCCUUUUAAGACCCUACCAGUUCCUUAAUGGAAGGGCUAACAGUAUUCCAGGUUUGCUACUAUAUUCUACAUGGCAUGCUAAGUAAUAGUGGCUGAGAAAGUAGGAUUUGACUUUAUAGAGGGGGCUGAUAUCAGUGAAAUGAAAUUAGUGAAACUUCUGCUGCACAUAAACAAUGCAUGUUUUCUUCAAGUCUAAGGUCAUCAAACACUUGAAGUCCCUGAAAACAAAAAUGCCCAGAUUGUGCAUUUUCCCAAUUGGGGGAUGUUUUGAUGGGUGCAGAGACCACACUCAGCAGUCCUCAGGGUUUGGCACAAGGAUUUGGAACCUGACUGACAAGCCUGUGGAGCUUCAGAUAAGAGUUGGUUCCAUAUUGAAGAAGGUGCACACUUUGAAACCAGGCUCUUCCAAGAGACUGAAAUGCAAGAGCAUAUACAAAGCUUAUAUGCCUGGAGAGAAUGGCAAGGCAGGUAUGAAGAGCUUGCUGUAUUACUAUGAUGAGACUUGUCACCCUUAUGUUUGGAUUCAUGAGACUGGUGGUGAUAGCAUGAGGAUGGUUAAGCAGCAAUAUAUCAGCCUUGAGGAUUUGAGGGAUUGUUGUGAGAUCAGAAUCUUUAGGGAUCAUCAUCGAGGCUGCUUAUCUGUCAGGAAAAAACCCAGGGCACCUGGUAUGCUGCGUGUUGAACAGACUUCGUCUCCGAUUCUCUCUCACCCCCCACAAAAAAUGGGGAUUUCCUUCAGCAGCAACCGGAGACGAAACAACAACAACAACAACCCCUAUUACCAAAACCCACCACCUCCUCCUCCUCCUCCGCCUCAGCCCCACUACCUCUCCAACCCUCACUACUACUCCGACCCUCCUUCUUUCUCUCCGCCGCCUCCGCCGCCGGAGCCUUCUUUCUCUUCCUCCUCCGCCUCGUCUUCCUCUUCCGUCAACUACCCAGAACCCAAUUCCGCAAUAAUCCCCUACGCCGCUCCCAGGGCUGCUGCUUACCAGGCCUACCCUCUCCCUCUUCCGCCGCCUCCGCCGCCGCCGCAGACCCAUUACUGCUAUGGACAGUAUAAUUCUUGCAACCAGAUGAUGGGGAGGUAUAGUUACAACCAGAAUUACCAGCCUUACUAUGGUAAUCAGGUUCAGGUUGGUGGGUGGCCGGCGAUGCGGCCGCCGGUGGCUCCGGUGCAGCCUCCGCCGCCGUACGUGGAGCACCAGAAUGCUAAGAAGGUGAAGAAUGAUGUCAACGUGCAUAAGGACACGUUGAGGGUGGAGAUUGAUGAGCAGAACCCUGAUCAGCAUUUGGUUUCUUUCGUUUUCGAUGCCUUGUAUGAUGGCAGCAUUACUAUUCUCUACUUUGCCAAGGAAGAGACAGAUUGUAGAUUUGUUCCACUAUUUCCUGAAGCAUUUACACCAGUGGUAGUCCCCUUUCAGAAAGGAGUAGGCCAGAAAUUUCGUCAGCCCUCAGGUUCCGGCAUCGAUUUAGGCUUCUUCGAGUUGGAUGAUCUUUCAAAACCUUCACCUGCAGAAGAUGUAUUCCCACUUGUAAUAUCUGCUGAAACAUGUUCACCACCUGAUUCGGUCGAUCAUAUUGGUGAGCCUGUCCUAGAUGCAUCUCCUCGUAUGCAGAUUACUCAAGCUGUGCUAGAAAAGAAUAAUGAUGACGCUUUCCAAGUGAAAGUUAUUAAGCAGAUAUUAUGGAUUGAUGAAGUUCGCUAUGAGCUACGUGAGAUAUAUGGAAUUGCAACCUCAGCAGUGGGCUUUGAUGACAAUGACCCCGGGAAGGAGUGUGUAAUAUGCAUGACCGAACCGAAGGACACUGCUGUGUUACCUUGUCGACAUAUGUGUAUGUGCAGUGACUGUGCAAAAGAAUUGAGGAUUCAAUCCAAUAAAUGCCCCAUUUGCCGUCAACCCAUUGAAGAACUUAUAGAGAUAAAGAUGAAUAAAAGCUAGCAAUGGACUUGUGUUCUCCAUUAUGUGGAUGUUGUGGUAUGAAUAUCAAAUAUUUUUUUCUUUAUUGAUGGGCAGCUGUUGUAUAAAUGCAUCUUUUUCUUUUGUAUAUUCUAAGUGAUCUGUUGCUUUUAUGAUUUUGAUGUGAUUUACAUAGUUGAAUCUAAUCAAUCUUCUAAAGAAUGAACUUAAUUUGUUAACCUUAAGAUACUAGGAGUGUGUGUGAACCACAAGCUUUCUUCAUC